CAGGGGAUGAAUCCUUCAAACAUGAAAUACAUUUCAGUCUCUUCCCCACACACUCACACCACCACCACCAUCCACGUGCCCCCCAAAACCCUGGUGCCCCCCGUGUUCCAAGCUGCCAGCUGGGAAAGGCAGAGGAGCUCUGCCUCCAGCCCUGAGGAUUCCCAGGAUUCCGACUGGGAGGGCCUGGAAAAGCAGAGGCAGCUCCAGCUGGCAGGGCAGGAGGCUGGGGACAUCCUGGAGGAUGACAGCUUGGAUGGGGACAGCUUGGAGGGGAUGAGUUCUGGAGAGGAAGGAGCUGAGAACGACACAGAAAAGAAAGGGAAACCCAAGAUUUGUGGCAGUGGAAGGAAAAAACUGCCUGUGGACAAAUACUUCAGCCUGAGGUACAAUCCUCAUUGGAAGAAUGCAAAAAAGGGAGAAGAUUUUUUGGAGGCUGAGGAGGCAUCCCAAAUUUUUGGAGGAGGCAGUGGGGACUUUUCAGUGGAUUCAUUUUAUCUCCAUUGUGAUGGCUCCUCAGAAAAUCAUCAACAGGAGGCAGAGAGCCAGGAUUCACUCCCAGAGUUUGAGCCAGAAUUAUUCAGCUUUUCUGGAGCAGACGUGGCCAGCCACAAACCUGAUGGGCCACAAGCCAAAAGGGAGGAGCCUGCAGAUGGAUUUCAUCCCAAAAAUAAUCCUGGCCAUGCUUUCCCUCCUCAGAAUCAACAGGAUCCACCCCAAAGAGCCAAAAAAAACUUUGUGAAAAAAAAUAAACGGACUUUGGGGUUGCAGUCAGGGAGGAUGAACUCCUACCUUGAGCUGCACAAUAAAAAGCAGCAAGUUCUCCAAGGGCAGGUCCCAGAUCCUCCAGUAGUUGAUGAGGAACCACUCCAGAAUGUCCCAGCACCCCAGACUGGGAGAAUGAAGCCUGAAGACAAAUGGCACCCAAAAGGAGAGCAGCUCAAGGAGCAGCCCAGGUUCCCGCAGGGAGCCGGAGCAGAGCCCGCGCAGCCUCGCAGUGCAAGAGCUCUGCCCAGCAGAGACGGCCAGGAGCUCCCAGCAGCAGCAGGAGAAGCAAAUCCCUGGAUCCAGAGGCUCCAGCACCCCCCAGGAUUCCAGGCUGCCCCCCCUGCACUGGGGCAGGACCCCAGCUCAGCCCUGAACCCGACUUCUUAUAAUUUCCCCAAUUCAAUCCUCACCACGCCUGCCUAUUUUCUCCCAAUAUUUCAGAAUUUUUACCCACCAGAGGUUUUAAAUCCUGAAUAUCCCAGUCAGGAGGACAAGAAAUACCAGCAGGACUCUGCAGCUGGAAUUCCACAGCGAUUCCCAGCCAGUGCCAUCCCUGGGCAGCAUUUUCCCAGGAAUAACAGCAGCAGUGACCAGGCACAUCCAGAACUGGAGAAUAUUUUAUCUGAAUUUAAUGCCAUUUUUCAAGAAAGGGUGAAGGAUCAAUCACCACUUCCAGAUUUCAAAAAUCACAUUCACGAGGAUCACAGCUCACCAACAUCUGCUUGUAGAAUCUCCCAUUUCAUAGACAAGGAGCAGCAUCAGCCAAGAAUUUCUGAUUUUGAAGAUGAUUUUGCUGGCACCUGGCUGUGGGGUUUGUUCCCACCUGCCCUGCCCCAGGUGCACAGGGGCUCCCAGGGAGAUUCAGGAAAAGCUGAAGGAAAUCCAAGGAAAAUGAGAAGAAGCAGCUCAGAAGGGUCACUCCUGCAAAGGGAGAAGCAAAACCAGCCCAAAGUCAGCAAGAAGCUGGGUGGCUCCAAAUUCUGCCUCAAUCUGAGUAUGAAGCUUGGAGGCCUUGGACCUGACUAUGAAACAAUCAAAGAGAAAAAAGAAAAGAUAAAGCUGCAGAAGGAAUAUUCCAGGCAAAUUAAGGAGUAUAACAUGAAGAACAUCACUGUGCUCCAGAGGCUGCCUGCAAAGCCCCAGGUGUCAGUGGCCAGGCAGAAGGCUCUGGAAUAUGCCAAGAACAUUCCACGACCAAGGACUUUCCUGGCGAGGCAGUUGGAGCAGGAGGUGAAGGAGGCUCUGCCCCGGGCUCCAGCUGGACCCAGCCUCCCCCAAAUCCCAUCCCUGGAAUCCUUGUGGAGCAGGCACGAGAAGGAGAAGGAAGCUGUGGCUGCUUUUGAAGCCCUUCACAUCCUGUAG
This is a messenger RNA of Haemorhous mexicanus (house finch), 2127 nucleotides long. RefSeq names its product junctional cadherin complex regulator (gene JHY). NCBI's taxonomy places the organism in Eukaryota, Metazoa, Chordata, Aves, Passeriformes, Fringillidae. The transcript has 8 exons. The coding region runs from base 7 to 2127 and encodes 706 amino acids. Gene Ontology annotation, biological process: axoneme assembly. The record is from RefSeq and is a predicted model, not a curated record.